Dimorphilus gyrociliatus is the source of this 4953-nucleotide messenger RNA. NCBI's taxonomy places the organism in Eukaryota, Metazoa, Annelida, Polychaeta, Dinophilidae. The record is from the annotation of a GenBank genome assembly.
AUGAAACAACCCAAACUGUCGCUAGCUAUCACACCAUACAAGUUUUUACAUUUAAUCGCAAUUUUUAGCGAAUUAUGAGCUGCAAGGGUAGCUAUAAGGCCCUUUUCCGAAACAUUGAAAAAUAUUAAGGAAUAUAUAACUAUGCCACGGAAACGAAAUAAAGGUACACGAGUGCCAAGCCCGGAUAAGCCAAAUCUUAUCGGUGCGAAUUGGAAAAGCGAAAAUCAAGAUUCAGUGAAAGUUACUGCAAAUAUAUGGACAAAUGAUGCUAUUGCAGCUGGAUAUGAUGCUAGUCGUGACGCAUCAUUUAAUGAUCUUCAAGAAAAAUUUAAAAAUAAAGUAGAUGGGGAAGUAGUGUAUUACGUUCUGCAAAACUGUAAUUUUAAUGUGGAAAAAGCCACUGAACAAUUAGAGACAAUGGCGGAAUCAAACCUUUCCAGAACACCUGAAGGAUUUUCCCGCCUUCCACUAAAACCUAAUAAGGAUAGGUCUCAGAAUGACGAUGAGUUACCUUUCUUAUCUCCAAAAACUCCCAGUACUAUUGUAAAUCCAUCCUCUUAUUUUAACUCUCAUAUGAAUACGGAUUAUAGUGAUGCGUUAGCAGCAUUCAACACUUUCGGUAAACCUUCAGCCUUCCCUUCCGGUUCAUCAUUAUUUUCAGCUGACGUCCCAAAAACAUUCGAGUUUAAUACAAGUAGUAGUGCUGAAACAACUCCUUUUAGCUCUAGAAAGCAACUCUUUGCUGAGGGACAAUCUGAUUCAUUUACUAGCAUACAUAAUGCACAAAAUGAAACAUCUGACAGAUACCGAACUCCUCCAAAGUCAGAGAAGUCGAGGAGGAAACAUAAUGUGUCUUUAGACCCACAAGAAAGGGAGUCCCUCGAAAAGUUAAUUGAGGAAGUGAUAACUCUCGGAAGUGAUCAAGUAAUAUCUGCUGGGAACACUAGCUCAUCUGACGGAGAAAAUGAGGAUGGUAGGUCAGAUUCAAAAGAUGGCCAAAGGCGCUCUGGUAAGAAAGAUAAAGGAGCAGCACUAGCUAAACAGUAUCAGUCUCAAAUGAAGGUAGCUAUGAAGCAUAUGAAAAAUUUGCCACCAAGAUUUGUAAAAAAGUUGGAAGUAGCAAAGCAGUAUAGCCCUGAAAGCGACGGUGAAAGAAUGAAAGAUGUUUGUGGUCGAAUUUCCGAUAAAUCGGAUGAUUCGCCUCCACAACAUAUAUCAUCUCCUAAUACUGUUCACAAAUCGAAAUUUGAAAAAAGACGAAAAGAACGCCUGGUUGGCAUCGAUCAAUUUCUAGAUGAGGGAAUGACGGUAAAUCAAUCGGAUGAUCGUUUACCUAAUUCUACAGCUUCGCUCUUGCAGAAUAUAUUAAGUGACAAAGUGUCAUCUUUACCAAAUAGCGAGCGCAAUUCGAGAUCGAAUUCACCCCACAUCUCUCAGAAUGACGACUAUGAAGAACAAACUACUUUUACAAUGGCUGAAGAUAAGACAACUUUUUCCAUAACAGCACCAGAAUUUGUUCCAAGAACUGCAACACCAGUUUGUACUUCAACGAUUGUGGGUGGAGUAGGAGUAGCUACGCCGGCAACUCUGCACCCUCAGCCCUUUCCAGCGGGCCCUGCUACAAAACGCGGCAUGUCUGCCUCGCACGUCGAGUAUGCGAGACUCUCACCAGUGGCAGGGCCGAUUGCCGGCCGCGUCUCUCCACACGCAUCAUCGCAUUUUGCCGCCGCCACCCUGCUUACCGCCUACCCACCUGCCGCCCCCUUUUCCGCACCCAUUCGUCCCGCCCCCUAUAUCCCAGCCUCCUCCUAUGCUCGUCCAUCGUUCACCAAUACAACAACCAACUCGCUCCAUGCUACCCCCGCACAAUUCGCCUGGAAUGCACUGUCAACGACCGCCCCCAAGCUAAAUCACAGACUUCUGCCAACUCGAUCAUUUCCAGACCUUAUCCAACCAGUUCUAACUGUUAGUUAUGAGCGUUCACCAGACGUGGCAAAAGUUAUAGUAGCUCAAUAUAAAACUCAAAACUUAUUGGUUAUGGUUAUACUACGGGGAUGUCCUGGCUCGGGGAAAACAACGCUUGCUCAACAAAUUGUAGGAGAUUCUGGUGUCAUUCUAUCAAGUGAUGACUACUUUCAAAGAGGAAAUCGUUAUGAAUUUGAUCAUAAUAAAUUAGGAGAAGCUCACGAAUGGAAUCAGACGAGAACUAAAGUGGCGAUAACCGAAAAGAAAAAUCCGAUUAUAAUAGAUAACACCAAUACUAUGUCGUGGGAAAUGAGGAGCUAUAUUGCCAUGGGUAUGAAGUACGAUUAUCAUAUUGAAUUAAUGGAACCUGAUACGCCAUGGAGAUUUAAUGUUAAGGAAUUAGUCCUUAGAAAUAAACAUGGUGUAUCCAAAGACACUAUUCAAAAAAUGGUUGAUCGUUAUCAACAUGGAGUUACCGUGGAAAGCAUCAUGGGGAAAAAAUGGAUACAGAAUAACAUAUUAGAGAAGCAAAAGGCCGCUUUAGAAAAAGCGAAAAAGAAGGAAAGUAUCAAAGAUCAAUUAUCUAAUGAAAAUAAGAGAGACAAAGGCAAGACUAAAUCUCGUCGUGAUAAAUCUAAAUUGAUGGAGGAUCAAUCAUCCGACUCACCACGACCAGCUGACUCAGGUUUUCAUGAAAGCUCACCAAAUGAAUUAGAACAAGAAGAAAUAAAAGACUCAAAUCAAAAUGUUAAUCGCUUGUCUUGCUCUACUUGUGAUGCUUCAAUCUUAAGUCCCAGUGUUGAAAAUGCAGUUACUGAUCGCCUUAUUGAAGAUUUCAUAAAUGAGGAAGUGGAAGAAAUAACGAAAAAUGCUCCACCAAUUGGUACUAAUUUUCAAUAUGAAAGGUCGAGAAAACUUAAUUUAACUGGAUUCACUGAUGAAGAAUUAACCGAACUAGCAGCGCAUUUAAAAAUUGUGGAUCGCGACAGUAGUUUUGAAGAAGAAAACGACAAGGCUAUUGAAACAAGAGAACGCAGACAAUCCGGAAGGAAGUACUCCAACGAAUUUACCCAUGACGAAUGGCUUGAAGUAAACUCUGCUCAUUCACCGCCGAAGCGGCAUAAAGAAGGCCUAUUACCAACAGAGUACCCUCCUUAUUAUGAAAAUUCUAGUAAAACCUGCCAAACAUCUCAAUUCGGAAUACACGAACUCGCUGAUAAAACCAUGAAAGCUCACCCACGCUGUAUAACUAAAGAAACUAAACUUCCGAAAUACCGGGACAAUCAAUCGAAUAAUUUCACUCAAACUGGUGAUUUAAAAGAAAAAACAAAUUUUCUUAUUUCUUGCUAUCCAGAUUUACAAGAAGAAUUUUUGGAAGACCUUUUAAGGAAAUGUGACUUGAACGUCGAUGAAGUCUGUGACAUAUUGUCUGAAAGUAAAAGCCAAGUUUCCAAGAAGGUUCGAGACAAAGUGUUAUUAGACAAAAAACGAAGAGAAAAGGAGAGACGUGAGGAAAGUGAAAAAAAUCACAUUCCUUCCUUGGUUGAAUUAAUUCAUGAAAAUAUAAAAAAGCGAAAAACGGAAGAAGAACUAAGAGCAAUUGAAGAAAAGGUGGUUGAAGUUAAUCAUAAAAAGGUUAAUCUUCUUUUAGAAAUUGAGCAGAGUAGAUCCAAAAGAAAACCUGCCGUUAAAGUGAACUCGAAAAAACCGCAAGAAAAAAAUGUAGUCAUAUCUCCUAGUCCAGAUCAAAAGAAGUCGAAACCCCCAAAAACCAAUCAACCCAAUAGUGAGUCUCAACUGAGUGAUAUGAUUUUCGUUUUACCUAAAGAUUUAGCUGCACAAUUGCUUGAAAAUUUUGGCUCAGUCGGGUUCGAAAUUGAUUUGGAUAGUAUGACAGCCACUGAUAUGCAUGUCAGAUUAAAUAUGAAAGCAGGAAAAUGUCUCCAUAGGUGCUGGAGUGCUUCCAUAAGAGAGCAAAUUGGCCUUGACCAAUUUCAAUCCAUUAAAGGGCUCACAGAAGAACCGAAUGAGAGCAUAUUAGAAAAAUUUUAUGGCAGUCCAUCUAAUGAAUUAUUACCCAAAACAAACACAAAAACUAAUGCUCCAAGACCAGCAUCUCCAUCACUUGAAGGUGCUGUGGGAGGUAUUGAUAUUAGUUUCAGAGAAAAACAAGAUGAGGAUGCAGCCAGAGAAGAACAGGAGAAACAACUGAGAAUGAAGCACCAAAAGGAGGCUGCAGGAUUGGAGAAUUUAAUGGCCACGCAAUUAAAGAGAGAUAAACUGUACGAAAAAUACGCAGUAUUGGACAAGACAUUGAUUGAUGAUGUUUUUGAACAAAUGAAAUAUGAUCUUACAAAAACUGAAUCACAAAUUAAUGCAAUUCUAGAGAAUAUGGAAGGAGCAGAAGAUGUCUUUACACACGAAUACAAAGUAGCUCAGGAAAAAAAGAAAAAGCACAAUUACGUUUUGAUGCAACAAGAUGAAGGUGAAGACUAUUUAUUAUAUCAGAAUUUAGAAGAACCACAAUAUAAAGAUUUUCGAGCUGAAGCCGCAAACUAUAACGAAAAAAGAAAAGAAUGUCUUCAGAAAGCGCGUGACGCUCACGCACGCAACGAUUAUCACACUGCUCAAUUCUACUCUGAGCUUGCUGAGAAGUGGGCACAAGAUUUAAAAGAAGCCAAUGUUAGAGCUAGUCAUAUGAUAAUUGAUAAUAGAAAAGAAGAAUUGGAGCAAUUUAAUCAGCUGGACUUGCAUUAUUUACACGUCAAUGAAGCAAUCGAAAUCCUCAGUAAUGUCAUAGAUAUAAGACGAAAAGAACUUCAAAGAAGACAAGAUAAAAGGAAGCGACAUCUUGUAGUCAUAACGGGUCAAGGAAACAAUAGUAAAGACCGUCGAGCCAAGAUAAAACCUGCUGUCUUAAACUAUUUGAAAACAAGAAAAAUUAAUUUUAGUUACGAAAACGAAGGAGCAGUCAAACUUCAAUUGUAG